AGAAAACUAUUUCUGCGCCUUGCAUUCUGUUAAUGGUCUAGUUAUUAAAUGUUUGUUGAUGAAAUUUGUCAAUUAGUGUUUUCGUCAAAGUGCGCAUAAAGAGAUAAAAUUAGAAACAUGAUUAUUCCUAUACGUUGUUUUACAUGUGGGAAAGUAAUUGGUAAUAAAUGGGAAUCAUAUUUGGGCCUAUUGCAAGCCGAAUAUACCGAAGGCGAUGCCUUGGAUGCUUUAGGUUUGAAGAGAUACUGCUGUCGAAGAAUGCUGUUGGGACAUGUUGAUCUUAUUGAGAAAUUACUUAAUUAUGCACCUUUAGAAAAGUGAAGUGCCAUGGAUUUGGAAAUAUUCCCAUUUUACGGGUGUGCGUUACGAAAUUAGAAACAUUGAUCAAAUUUAUUAAAUUCAAUAAAUUCAUUAA
Messenger RNA from Glossina fuscipes, 415 nucleotides. RefSeq names its product DNA-directed RNA polymerases I, II, and III subunit RPABC5 (gene Rpb10). The coding region runs from base 118 to 321 and encodes 67 amino acids. The record is from RefSeq and is a predicted model, not a curated record. The transcript is spliced from 2 exons. Gene Ontology annotation, molecular function: DNA-directed RNA polymerase activity; DNA binding; zinc ion binding. NCBI's taxonomy places the organism in Eukaryota, Metazoa, Arthropoda, Insecta, Diptera, Glossinidae. Gene Ontology annotation, biological process: transcription by RNA polymerase I; tRNA transcription by RNA polymerase III; transcription by RNA polymerase II. Gene Ontology annotation, cellular component: RNA polymerase I complex; RNA polymerase III complex; RNA polymerase II, core complex.